This is a messenger RNA of Cladocopium goreaui, 761 nucleotides long. The record is from the annotation of a GenBank genome assembly. NCBI's taxonomy places the organism in Eukaryota, Dinophyceae, Suessiales, Symbiodiniaceae.
AUGAUCGCCCAACCAACUCCAAUUCGCAUCGCCGAACUCAUUGGCAAAGAGGUUGGAUUUGUGGCUAUCCCUGACGUCAGAGACGCCGUGCCUCAGAAGGUCUUACCAUCCGUUGGCUCAGUCAUGCAUGAGCUGGGCACCUGCAAGCCUUGUGCCUGGUUUUGGAAACAGCAAGGUUGCAAGAAUGGCCGAGAGUGUCUGCAUUGCCAUCUCUGUUCGUCCACUGAGGUGCGGCACAGAAAGAAGCAAAGGGCUUUGGCAAAGCGCAUCAGCUUUCGUCCACCUCCAGGUUUGUCCAUUUGCAGCGAGCCGGACUCACCGGGUUCUAUGAACACUGAGCAGUCCUCUCGUUCCAGUCUUGGCUCGCCGGAUCCCUUGGAUCUCAUGGAUCCCAUGCCCCUCCCCGAACGCACGGUGCUGCUGAAAUCUCUGCACGCAAUGGGCCCCAAUCGGAGGCGGGACGGAAGUUUCGAAAGGGGGGAAGGGUAUAAAGAGAAGGGAGAGCCGAUAGGCGAAGUUCGGGAUGAGUUUAUCGCAGUUCUGAGACGGGCCUUGCGGCGAGUGCCGGUCAUCCUCUCGCCGAUUCUUUCGCUCCCCGGCGAAUUUGCUCCGCUGGUAGCAGCUCCCGUUCCGCGCGUGGUCGAGGGGCUGCUGCCAGGGGAUGCGCCGAAAGAAAUGCUAUGGCUAUGGGACCGAACCGGAACCCGUGCAGCAAAAAGUGACCUGAGCGCAGAUCUCAUGGAGUUGAUGGUGGAGCAAAG